AUGGCAGAAAGAAUGUUAAAGUUUGGUAUAUGCUCGAAUGUGAGAGUAUUGAAUACACAGUCGACAUCGUAUCAUCCAAUAGCAUCGAGUAGUGUCAAUAGAAUAGAGCAGAGUGAGAUUGGUGCUGGCAGCGGUAUCACAUCGACCACUGCAACCACUUUGAUCAUGAUGAACGGCGGCGGCAGUGACUCGAUCUUGAGUGGUGCAUCGUCGGCAUCGGCAUCAUCAGCAGCUGCUUCACUCGUUGAUUCGUCGCUCUCAUCGAUCGGGUCAUCAUCAUCAGGCAUCUCACUUCAAUUCCACUCGUUGAAUUCAUCGACCCUUACAUCGGGCUCCAACUCUUCGAGUAGUGGAACCGGUAACAACACCAGUGUCGGCGGCAGCAGUGUCACUGGAACAUCGGGCAAUAGCGUUGCAAGUGGAGGUAAUGGUGCUGAUCAAUCACACUAUACAUUCCCAAAUGCUCCCAUAUUCUCAAGUGUAUGCUUUCAUCCUACUUCACCAAUCCUUUAUGUAUCAAUUAGAAAUGAAAUUUAUUUUUAUGAUUUAUUGAAUCAAAGUAUUAAAGGAAAAUUAAUGAUAGAUAAUAGAGAGACGAUUCAAAGUAUUGUAACAUUAAACUACUCUGGCAAUGGUCUUCAAAAAUUUUUAUUGUGUUUUACACAAGAGGGUCUGUUGUAUCUCUGGGACACUGAUACGCACAAACUCAUCACUAUUGUACAUCCAAUCAAACAAUUCGAUACACGUUCCAUUACUUGUAAAUCAAGUGCUCCAAACAAAGCAACCGUAUAUUAUUCAAAAGCAAAUUCAAAAGAUAUUGUUGUUGAGGAUUUUGAAAAAGGAUCAAUGACAUCAAAAUUAAAAGGACACAAGAAACCAAUUUCAUCAUUGACUCAUCAUCCAACCAAAUCAUAUUUGGCGUCGGUGAGUAUUGAUGGUUCACUCAAAAUUUGGGAUACAAAGUCACAGAUUGCACUUUUAAAUCUUGAAGAUUUCACAUCCUAUGAAAACUCUAGAAACAUUGAACAUUCUUCAAACUUUUUCCUUGCAUUUGAAUGUGCCACAGGAAAGUAUAUGGUAAUGACUGGUUCAUCUGGUUUAACUUUGGUUUAUGGUGAUUUAACCUCAAAUUCUCAAGAAAUUAUUGCUGUAGGAUUUAUUUGUAAAGGAAAUACUAUAUUAUCAUUGGUUCAUCAUCCACAAUUACCAGUAUUUUUUAUAGUAUCUAUUAAUCAUCAAACUGGAGUAGAGGAAUUGAGUGCAUGGGAAAUCAAUUAUCAAAUGAAAUCAAUUGUUCCAUCGUCACUGUUGUCUGCUACUCCAUCUCGACGCAGACACUACUCAGCAACUGGCUCGGUUUCACAACAAGGUGACGGUAUCGACGCAACCAUGAUUGGUAGCACACACAUCCUUAUCCUCGGUUUGGACGGUCGUAUUGCAAAGGUUGCUCAACUCUCUACCCAGGGUGUAUCGGCCUUUAAAAACUUCCAAUUGACACCAAAGGUUGCAUCCGUCUUUAAGACUCCCCUUCAAGAUGGUCGUGUCGUUCAAUACUAUAGUCAAGAAAAGAACUGUAUUCUAUAUUCAAAAAAUAUAAAUCCAACUGAAAAGGAUAAUUAUGCUGUCGAUACUCAAAUUCAAUUAUAUCUAUUUAAAAAUGAAAAAGUUUACAAAAUUGAAUGGCAAACAGAUAUUCAAAAGAAUCAAAAUAUUUGUUCAAUCAUGACAGAUAUGAGAAUUAUUAUAACCAAUGCAAAGAUGGAGGUGAUUAAUCAAACUCAGGUACCACCAAGUCAUAGAAAUUCAUCUUGUUAUUUCACUAGUAUAUAUUGGUUGGAAUGGACAUUGUUGUACACUACACCAACACAUUUGAUGUACAUGACAUUGCAAAAUAAUCUUUUGCCACGUCCUAUUUCCAGUUUGAGUAUUGCUCCAAUUGUUUUGUCGGUGGUGUUCCCCGAUCGUAUCAUUUAUGCUUACCAAGGUGUUGGUAUUGGAUCGAGCAAUGCACGUGUUGCAAUGUCAUCGUCCAUCUCCAACUCUUCGUCGUCUUCACAGUCUGGUUUGUUGUCAUCGUCGACUGAUUCAUCGUCGGGCGUGUUGAAUAUGGCAUCGUCAGCAUCACAUUCAAACAAUGUCAAUAAUAGCAAUUACAUUAAUAAUCAAACUGUCGUACACGCAUUGUCAGUUGGUUUGUUAGAGUGUCUUGCAGUUGGUCUCUUGUCGCUUCCCAGUUGGCUCGCACCCGCCGACAAGAAGCAGACAAGUUUGUACCUACAAAACUUGGUGUCGCGUUUCGAGUAUACUAGAACCUCGCGAUUCCUAUUGGACAAGCUUAGAGAGCGUGGAUUCGUCGAUUUGACCUAUUCACUGGCCAACAACAUGCGCACAAGUCACAGCAAGUUGUCGUCACUCGACAAGUUCCGUUUGGCGUGGUCGUCCAAGCAGUACCAAGACGCACACCGUCACCUCAUCGAAGAGUACAAUCGUCAGCUGACAUCGGCCAAGUUGGUGUCAUCGGCCAACAACACGACCGAGCAACCACUGACCAAUGGCGCCAGCUUGAAUGGACAUUCGAAUGGAUCAGCAGGAAACGGUCCACAGACAUUGGAUAAGCGAUCAUUUGGCAGACUCAAAGAGUUGAUGCGCGACUUUGCACGCGAGUGUGUCAAUGCAGGAUAUUAUAAUUUGGCCAAAGAUUGUUUCGCACGUUUGGGUGAGCAUGUCUAUUUGUUGCAGAUUGCCGUGAUUUUAGGUGACCGUGAAGCUGUACAGCAGAUCCGCAAGGACGCCGAGACACGCAGCGACGCUGUCUUGGUAGGUGCAUGCGACAAGUUCCUCAGCGCCAAGAAAAAGGGUGGAGACAGCUCGUUGUCGUCGUCGUCCAAUUCAAUGACUGAGAAUGGUAAACUCAAUCCACCAGUCAUCAAGAUAUUGCCGUGGGCACCAACGGACCACAUUCACCUUGGUAUCAAGGCUGGCAACGACUACAUGUCACCUGUCAACCUAAACAAUAUCAACCGCUACUUCCCAGUCACUGGUGUAUUCAACAGUACCGCGUCAUCGUACGGAUCACAACGCCACAAACUCCGCACACCCGAUGAAACGUGGCCACCCCAAGACUACAAGCACAGCGUUGCUCUCACGCCUCCACGCACGCUCAACUCGCUCGUCAGCCACAAGUUGUCGACCAAGGCACACAUCUCAUCCACUCACACACUCCGUCGCUCGCCAUCUUCGGAAAACAUCACCAUGUCAACCAGCAGUGCCGUCCGUUUCAACACCUCCAACGUCCAAAUCGGUGCCGACAAUGACUAUGACUCUGAUUCAGACUCUGGUGCCGACGCCGAUGUCGACUCGGACAAUGAUGACGACCUCAACCACAUUUCAAAGUCUUUAGAGGACCACAUGAAGGGUCUCACAACCACCACCUCUGACAGUCAAUCAAUGGGUGACUAUGAAGACGAUGACAGCAGAUCCUCUACCAUUGACAGUUCCACUCCUCCAUUAUCAUCAACUCCAACUGCAGAAUCAAUUUAA
This is a messenger RNA of Cavenderia fasciculata, 3540 nucleotides long. RefSeq names its product WD40 repeat-containing protein. Gene Ontology annotation, cellular component: COPI vesicle coat. Bases 1 to 3540 code for a protein of 1179 amino acids. Gene Ontology annotation, molecular function: protein binding. Lineage: Eukaryota; Evosea; Eumycetozoa; Acytosteliales; Cavenderiaceae. The transcript is spliced from 7 exons. Gene Ontology annotation, biological process: intracellular protein transport; retrograde vesicle-mediated transport, Golgi to endoplasmic reticulum; intra-Golgi vesicle-mediated transport. The record is from RefSeq and is a predicted model, not a curated record.